GUUGGUUACACUGCUUAUACUUAAAGGAUUCUAAGGAAGAUGAAUGGAUCAAAGCGUGUAGCACAUACGACACCAAAGAAUAAUGUCCGAUACAGUGGGAAGUUGAAAGAUAUACUACAGUCUUCAACAUCAAGACAUAAAUCUGAAGGAAAAGUUGUGGAACCUGACCUAUUGAAUAUUCCAGUUAUUAAACAAAGUGAAAAUGCAAAACUGCUACCAAAAUAUACUUCAAUUUUGGCUAAAACAGGAGAAGACAGUGUUUCUAUGGAUGAUUUGGAUUUAUUACAACAAGAUUUAGAAAAACUUUUGUCUACUAGUGCAGUUAGAAUUAGAUAUUUACUUGCUGAAAUAGGGGAAAUUGAUAAAAAUGAUGAAAGUCAUGAGAGAAAAGCACAUGUUAAAACUUCCUUAAAAAGGAAACGGAUAGAUGAAAAACCCAAGUUUAAGGAUUUUAAAGUUACUUUACCAAAAAAUAAUUCAGAUAAAUUCUGGGCUUCAAUUGAACCUUUCUGUGUCAGUGUCACCAAAGAUGAUGUUGCUUUUUUAGAUUGUAUAAUUAAAGAAUUCUCUAGAGAAAUUGAUAUAAAAAUUCCCGAAAUUGGUGAGCAUUAUGCGAAUGGAUGGUCAGAAGAUAUAAUGAAUGAUGAGCAAAACCUAGGAAAGUCACAUAAUAAGAAGACUGCUACCACAAAUGAAAUCAAGAAAAGUGGAUUGAACACGUUGGUAGAAACUUUUUCCAUUCCACAAACUCAAAGGCUUUUAGCAGGUCUUUUAGAAGAAAAAGUAUUGACAAAUCACCCAAAAAAUGGAGAAAAUGGUAUUAAGAUCCAUAAACUGAGAUCAUCCGAUUUUUCAAAAUUGAAAUCUUCAACAGGUGGCCAAAAAAUAGGCACAUGUUUAGAUAGGAGAUUGAAAAAGGAACUCGUGGAACAAGGUAUUCUUACUAUAGAAGAUUUAACUAUGAAUGCACCAGAAGAUGAAAUAUUGAGUGAAAUUAAGAAAUGCCAACAAGAACUGACCACUGUAAACGAGUAUAACUUAGAAGAAUUGAACAAAUUAAGGUCCCUCGUAUUAAAUGAUUUACAUUCCAAUGAAGUAAAGGAACAACUAGAAGAAGUAGACAAAGAAGUAUUGGAUUUGUACAACCAAAUUGUAGUAACGCGGAAAACAGCACAGCAAGAAGAAGGGGAUGAUUUUGAUAAAACAAUAUUUUCUGAACAAAUAAAGAAAGAGUUUGAAACUCAAACUGAUGCCUUAUUAAAACAACAAAUAGAACUUAAUAAAAAUAUUAACGGUCUUACAGAUAUGCAACUGAUUUAUUGAUGGUUGAAUUCAAUAUAAUUCGGUAAUAUUUCAAUAUUUGAUUUGUAGAUUCCCUGAUUAAAAAGUACACUUUUCAUAUGUGAUAAUUUGAAGUUUUUCCGUGUUAAUGGGUUUCAUAUAUUCUUGCUGUUUUCUUUGCAUGCAACUAAUGUAGGUUUACUCAUUAAGAAUAUUUCUAUUGAUAUUUUCUAUUCUCUCCUACUACUUUAAUGGAAGAUUUGUUUUAAGCAUUUUCAUAUUUGCUUAUAUAAAUCUUAGGUGUUCUCGUUUUAGUACAAAGAAAAGUUUUCAGAAUUGCUUUUGGAUAUAAUGAAGCUAUCUGCACAUUUAUUCAUUAUGAUAGAAUCUGGUGGGAAAUGCUGUGUGUACAAAAUUCGACUUAGUAGAAACUAGUUUUGUAUUGAACAUCCCACAUUGUCCAACUGAAGUUUUCUAUUCUUGCCAAUUGUACUUAUAUAAAGGAUAUUGAAAAAUAUUCAACAAUCUAUUUUGAACAUUUUUCUGCUUCUAAAAUUAAAAGAAACAUUUCAUUCACAUUAUGCCCAUUGCACUAGUGCUAAAAGAUUAAUAAUAGUCCUGAAUUAUUGUUUUAAAAAAUUUAUUUAUAGGGAAUUUACAAAACAUAGUGUUACAGAGUAGAUUGUCAAAUUAUAUUGAAAAUAUGAUUUUCUCAAUUUAUAACAAUCUUGCAUGCAUCUAUUUAAUUAUUAUAUCAAGCUGUUCUCCGGUAUUGGUUGGAAAUUUUGUUGCAUUUUGAUAUUAUCAAAGAUUGCUGAUAGUGACUUAUCUAGCAAGAAAUUAAUUUGACAGUCUUUUAAGAAUAUUCAUAGCCUUUAUAGUGUAAUGUAUAAA
This is a messenger RNA of Diorhabda sublineata, 2175 nucleotides long. It is a transcript of the gene Ada3, whose product is annotated as transcriptional adapter 3. Lineage: Eukaryota; Metazoa; Arthropoda; Insecta; Coleoptera; Chrysomelidae. Gene Ontology annotation, biological process: regulation of transcription by RNA polymerase II. Gene Ontology annotation, cellular component: SAGA complex. Bases 40 to 1323 code for a protein of 427 amino acids. The record is from RefSeq and is a predicted model, not a curated record. Gene Ontology annotation, molecular function: transcription coactivator activity. The transcript has 8 exons.